This is a messenger RNA of Hypanus sabinus (Atlantic stingray), 2291 nucleotides long. Its product is annotated as zinc finger protein 239-like. Lineage: Eukaryota; Metazoa; Chordata; Chondrichthyes; Myliobatiformes; Dasyatidae. Gene Ontology annotation, biological process: positive regulation of reciprocal meiotic recombination. The coding region runs from base 582 to 1736 and encodes 384 amino acids. The record is from RefSeq and is a predicted model, not a curated record. Gene Ontology annotation, molecular function: histone H3K36 methyltransferase activity; histone H3K4 methyltransferase activity; recombination hotspot binding. Gene Ontology annotation, cellular component: nucleus. The transcript has 2 exons.
ACACACGUUGGAUUCGAACCAUUUGGCAGAGGGGAGCCUGCCCCGGCGGCCUGUCGGAAAUGUCCGAGAUCCGCAAACAGUGUGCGCAGGCGCCCAGAGUUCACGCUUGUGUCGAAAGGCGCGCAUGCGCCCAGUGGACAAAAGGCUCCGGAGGAUGGCUGGCAGGGUACAGAGGGCAAAGGAUCUGUGUACGGGAAUCCCCAACACAACAGUACUGUUAUACUCUUUCGGUUGGUUCACCGGCACUCGAAGACCAUCGAUAUUUGAAUGUGGAGGAGGAGGUGCUUGAGAAGACACCACACCGAUCGUAGCAAGGUGAACGCAAACACGUGUUCAGCAUACGGGCAAGAUUUCGAUGAACUCAUGUGGUGACAACCUGUAAACUGCCUUCAGUCAUUGAAAGAGUGAGCAAUACUUGUUACAGAUCCUCGGAAAAGAAGAUUUGUCCCCCCUUGCAACGUGCAUCUACUUUGUGUCUGAAAUGAAGUUUUCUGUUUUAACUUCUCAUUGAAACCCAUUGGGGACACACCAGUGCAUCUUCACUGGAGACCAGGCUUGUUUUUGUGUGGGACAGAUUCCCUAUGUCCUCCGACAUGUUGAGACACCAGAAAGUUGACAGCCAAGAGAAAUCAUUCACCUGCUCUGACGGUGGGAAGGAAUUGACUGGGUCAGAUGAGCUGCUGGAACGGCAGCGAGUGGGUGCAGGGGAGAGGCUGUUCACCUGCUCUGAGUGUGGUAAGGGAUUCCCGAAGCCAGGUAAGCUUCUGACUCACCAGCGGGUUCACACUGGGGAGAGGCCGUUCAGCUGCUCAACGUGUGGGAAGAGGUUCAUUCAGUUGUCCCAUUUGCAGACUCACCAGCGAAUUCACACCGGGGAGAGGCCAUUGACCUGCUCUGAGUGUGGGAAAGGGUUCAUUCAGUCAUCCGACCUAAAAACUCACCAGCGAGUCCACACUGGGGAACGGCCAUUCACCUGCUCAACGUGUGGAAAGAGAUUCAUUCAGUUGUCUCACUUGCAGACACACCAGCGAGUUCACACCGGGGAGAGGCCGUUCACAUGCUCUGAGUGUGGGAAGGGAUUCACGCAGUCAUCCGACCUGAAAACUCACCAGCGGGUUCACACUGGAGAGAGACCGUUUGCCUGCUCAAUGUGUGGAAAAAGAUUCAUUCAGUUGUCCCAUUUACAGACACACUAUCGAGUUCACACUGGCGAGAGACCGUUCACCUGCUCUGAUUGUGGGAAGGGAUUCACUCAGUCAUCGGACCUGAAGACACACCAGCGGGUUCACACUAGGGAGAGGCCGUACAGCUGCUCAACGUGUGGGAAGAGAUUCAUUCAGUUGUCCCAUUUGCAGACUCACCAGCGGGUUCACACCGGGGAGAGGCCGUUCACCUGCUCUGAGUGUGGGAAGGGAUUCACUCAGUCAUCCGACCUAAAGACUCACCAGCGGAUUCACAGCGAGGAGAGACCGUUCACCUGCCGUGAGUGUGGGAAGAGAUUCACCCAGUCCACCAACCUGAAGACUCACCAGCGAGUUCACACUGGGAAGAUCCUGUUCAUCUGCCCCGUGUGCGGGAAAGGAUUCACGCGCUCAGCUCACCUGGUGACGCACCAGCGAGUUCAUGCCGGGGAGAGGCCGUUCACCUGCUCCGUGUGUGGGAAGAAAUUUAUUCAGUCGCCUGACCUGAUGAGACACCAGCUGUUUCACUCUGGGGAGAAGCCAUGCACCUGCUGACUUUGUUGGCAGGGAUAUACUCAGUCGUAUAGCCGACAGAUACACCGGUGAGUUCACACUAGAGAGGAGUAUUCAUCUGUAGGAAAGGAUCAUUGAAUCGUCUAAACAGCUGGUACACCAGCAAGCUCACACAAGUAAGAGGCCAUUCACAUGCUCAUACUGCGGGAAGGAAGGAACCCUGUGGCGAAAGGGUGAUAAAGACAGCUUUUGGUACAUUGGCCUUUAUAAAUCAAAGUAUUGAGUAUAAGAGUUGGAAUGUAAUGGUGAGGUUGUAUAAGGCAUUGGUGAGACUGAAUUUGGAGUAUUGUGUGCAGUUUUAGUCACCUAAUUACAGGAAGGAUAUUAAUAAGGUUGAAAGAGAGCAGAGAAGGUUUACAAGGAUGUUGCCGGGACUUGAGAAACUGAGUUACAGAGAAAGGUUGAAUAGGUUAGGACUUUGUUCCCUGGAGCAUAGAAGAAUGAGGGGUGAUUUGAUAGAGGUGUAUAAAAUUAUGAUGGGUACAGAUAGAGUGAAUGCAAGCAGGCUUUUUCCACUGAGGCCAGGGGAGAAAAAAA